Molecule: messenger RNA, 738 nt
Organism: Leptosia nina
Lineage: Eukaryota; Metazoa; Arthropoda; Insecta; Lepidoptera; Pieridae
Source: the annotation of a GenBank genome assembly
AUGCAUUGGAAGCGACCAGAAAACGUGCCCAAGGGACAAGUAUGGAGUAGAUUUGAAGGUAGGGAGAGGAAUGGAAACUCAGCAUGCGUCUACCAAAUACGGGAUAUGGACGAGAAGUGGAGGAAGCAAUGUUUGGACAUGAUGCAGAAGACAUUUCUUAAUGAUGAGCCUCUCUGUCAGAUAUUAGGGAUACAAGAUGAUCCACCGUCUAUAGAGACGAUCAGAUCGAACUGGGAAGCAAUAGCUGAUCAAGGUAUUUGCAUAGCUUGCUUCACUGAAGUGGAUGGACAACCUAAGGAUCUGGUUGGGUUCAAUAUCUUGGUUGUAAAAUCUAGGCAAGAUGAUGAAGAGGAUUUUGAUAGCAUAAAGGGUGAGCAGUGGAAGAAACUCUUACGCACGUUAAUCGCAGCAGAAGAGUUGGUAAACGUGUUCGAUCACUACGGUGUUGAGGAAUUUCUUACAUCGAGCGGCUUAACAGUCCUGCCUGAACACCGAGGCCAGAAUAUAGGAGCUAAAAUUAUUGGUGCUAGAGAACAAAUCUGCAAAGCAUUCAAUAUACACGCCGUUGCGACAGUUUUCACGGCUAUUACGUCGCAAGUUUUGGCUGCUAAGUGCGGCUAUGACGUUCUAGGAGAAUUACCAUACUGUAACAUGAGAGAGCACGUUCCCUGUCCCGGCGAGACAACUUUCUCGACGAGCGCAAAACUCGCCGGAAGACAAACUUGCGAGGGAAGUUAG